Messenger RNA from Limulus polyphemus (Atlantic horseshoe crab), 833 nucleotides. RefSeq names its product protein lin-28 homolog. The record is from RefSeq and is a predicted model, not a curated record. NCBI's taxonomy places the organism in Eukaryota, Metazoa, Arthropoda, Merostomata, Xiphosura, Limulidae. Gene Ontology annotation, molecular function: zinc ion binding; nucleic acid binding. The transcript is spliced from 2 exons. Bases 22 to 471 code for a protein of 149 amino acids.
CUUUUUCAGUCUGUGAUCCAGAUGCCAGGGUUUCGUAGCUUAGGUGACGAGGAGGAAGUAGAGUUUGAAUGCAAAGUUUCUGAUAAAGGUUUGGAGGCCAUCACAGUAACUGGUCCUUGUGGACAGGACUGUAAGGGAUCUCACAGGAGGCCAAUGUCCAAAAAAAGAUUCCGGAAAAUCAGGUGUUACAACUGUGGAGAGUUUGCAAACCAUCUCGCUGCUAAGUGUUCUCUGGGGCCCCAACCGAAGCGUUGCCAUCACUGUAAAGCUGUAGAGCACCUCAUUGCUGACUGUCCCCAGCGAGAAGACAAGAAGAAAGGCAAAGGAAAAGAACACAACGACAGCAGCAGCAGUAACGGCAAGGGUCACAACAACCAUGACUCGGGAAGUGAGCAGCAAGAUCUGGAACAGCACCGUCUAGAGAGUGCAAACCACGGGGGAGACCUGGAAGCUGGCGAAAGCACGGUUUAGUCGACUUUCGCCGCAAACAUUACAGCUUAUGGGCUGCCAGAUCAAUUUUCUAUAGUUAUGCCAGGCCCGAUAGUUCCUAAACUCCACGUUGGGGUGAGGCCUAGCCUCGAACCCAGACCAGCUCAGUCCGCCCACAUGUCCCUCUGCUGGCCGUGGGGUUCUACCCGAACAUGCGGGGCUUGUGCCCCAUCCUCCUCGUCCCUGAUAUGUGGUACUAACGUGGGCUAGUGGCAGCGGACUUCCCUUGCUGAGGCACGGUCAAUGUGUUCGCUAGCCUCCAGUGUGUUAUGUUCCCGUGGAAAUGCCGUGAAUGACUCUCUUUAAUUUGUUGCCUGGCAAUGGUUGCUCUUCGUAGCCUUUAA